Symbiodinium necroappetens is the source of this 1302-nucleotide messenger RNA. Lineage: Eukaryota; Dinophyceae; Suessiales; Symbiodiniaceae. The record is from the annotation of a GenBank genome assembly.
AUGCCAGCAAAACAAAUCGCCUUCGACACCGACGCCCGCGAGAAGAUGCUCGACGGCAUCCGCAAGCUCGCCCGCGCCGUCAAAGUCACCCUCGGACCCUCCGGACGCGUCGUCGUCCUCGAAAAAUCCUUCGGCGCCCCCACCGUCACCAAGGACGGCGCCAUCUUCGCCGAGGGCCUCAAGAACAUCACCGCCGGCGCCAACGCCAACCAGAUCAAGCAGGGCAUCGACCUCGCCGUGACCGCCGUCACCAACGAGCUCACCAAGAUGUCCAAGAAGGUCGCCAACUCCACCGAGAUCGCCCAGGUCGGCGCCUGCUCCGCCAACCAGGACGCCACCAUCGGCCAGAUCAUCGCCGACGCCAUGGACAAGGUCGGCAAGGGCUACCUGAGCCCCCACUUCGUGACCAACACUGCCGAGAUGGCCGUCGAACUCGAAGACGCCUACAUCCUCAUCCACGAGAAGAAGGUCGCCACCGCCAAGGACCUCAUCCCCGUCCUCACCAAGGUCGCCGAGGCCGGCAAGUCCCUCCUCAUCGUCGCCGAGGACGUCGAGUCCGAAGCACUCGCUACCCUCGUCGUCAACAAACUCCGCGGCGUCCUCAAAGUCUGCGCCGUCAAGGCCCCCGGCUUCGGCGACCGCCGCAAGGAGAUGCUCCAGGACAUCGCCACCCUCACGGGCGGCCAGCCCGUCAUGGAAGAGCUGGGCAUCGACCUCGAGAAGCUCGCCCUCAAGGACCUGGGCCGCGCCAAGAAGAUCACCGUCACCAAGGACGAGACCAUCAUCGUCGAGGGCGCCGGCACCUCCAAGGACAUCAAGGGCCGCAUCGACCUCCUCAAGUCCCAGAUCGAAGCCUCCAGCUCCGACUACGACCGCGAGGCCGCUGUGGAAGAGGGAAUUCUUCCGGGGGGCGGCGUCGCCGUCCUCCGCGCCCGCAAGGCCCUGGACACCCUCCGCAAGUCCGCCACGGGCGACCAGCGCCUGGGCAUCGACAUCGUCCACCGCGCCCUGUCCGCCCCCGUCAAGCAGAUCGCCGCCAACUGCGGCCUCGACGGCUCCGUCAUCGCCAACAAGGUCGAGGAAUCCAAGGACACCAACUUCGGCUUCAACGCCCUCACCCAGGAGUACGGCGACAUGGUCAAGAUGGGCGUCAUCGUCCCCACCAAGGUCGAACGAGUCGCCCUCCAGAACGCCGCGAGCAUCUCCGGCCUCCUCCUCACCACCGACGCCGCGAUCACCGAGAUCAAGGAGAAGAAGGCGAAGGCGGGAGCGGGGGCGGGGAUGGAUGACUUUGAUUACUGA